Molecule: messenger RNA, 1347 nt
Organism: Stegodyphus dumicola
Lineage: Eukaryota; Metazoa; Arthropoda; Arachnida; Araneae; Eresidae
Product: chitin deacetylase 7-like
Biological process (GO): carbohydrate metabolic process
Molecular function (GO): hydrolase activity, acting on carbon-nitrogen (but not peptide) bonds
Source: RefSeq, a predicted model, not a curated record
AACUUAACUCUGGCAACGCCGACAGCAUGCUUCUAACAGCUUUCUGUCUCCUUUUUGCCGCAUGUGGCACAUCUGUUGUUAAAUCAUCCAUAGACUAUGAUGAUUCCUAUUCUGAUGAAGAUUCGCAAGAAAACAAGCAAGAUUUUGCUCAUUGCGACUCGUCGAGCAAUUGUCUUCGACCGAACUGCUCCUGUUUUGGAGCUGUCCCGCUUGAUGGUGAUUCGAAGCGAUUGCCCCAGUUCAUCAUGCUGACCUUCGACGAUGCCGUGAACACUUUGAAUGUGAAGACGUAUCGUCUGAUUGGAGAUGGAAGGAACAAUUCAAACGGUUGUCCCAUCACCUCCACGUUCUUCGUGAGCCACGAAUACAAUGAUUAUGAGUUUGUCAACGAGAUGUACAACAGAGGACACGAUAUCGCAGUCCACUCUAUAACGCACGAGAGCAAUACCGAGUUGUGGAAAACUGCCUCCUUAGAGCGCUGGACAGACGAGAUGGCGGGCAUGCGUGACAUUCUUUCACGUUACGCUCUUAUCCCCUCCACGGAGAUACAAGGCCACAGAGCACCCUUUUUACAGACCGCGGGCGACGUCACCUUCCAGAUGCUUCAAGGGAAUGCAUUCGCCUAUGACUCGUCCAUGCCUACCAGAGUCUUCAUGGAACCCCCCACUUGGCCUUAUACUCUAGAUUUCGGUUACCCCCAGGAUUGUCAGAUACAACCGUGCCCGAAGAAGGCGUUUCCCGGUCUGUGGGUGUUUCCCAUGGUGCAGUGGCGACGAAUUUCCAAACAGGGAAAGUCAGUGGUCACCUUCCAUUGCUCGAUGCUGGAUGCCUGCACUCCUUACCCGGAGACCGAAGAAGACACCUUCACCUACUUGAUGGACAACUUUCACAGACACUACUACACCAGCAAAGCUCCCUUUCCCGUCUUUCUUCAUGAAGCGUGGCUACGGAACGAAAACAGGCUCAAAGGAUAUCUGGCUUUCUUAGAUAAUGUGCUGAAGAUGAACGAUGUUUUCGUAGUGAGUAUGCGUGAGGUCCUGGAAUACAUGAGGAAGCCGGUAGAUCUGGAGGCAUACAAGAGCACGAAAAGAUGCUUUGCCGAAACCCGAGGACAAGCGGGGAAAUGCAACCCUGUCGUCUGCAACUACCGCAAAAGGAACAUUCUGAUGAAAAGUUGCGUGUCCUGCCCGAAGAGAUAUCCCUGGUUGAAGAAUACGAAAGGCGAGAUCAUUAAAACCUGAACUUUUUGUUAUUUAUCGGAAAGACGCUUGAAAUGUUUAUUUUUGUAAUGGUCUUGCGUUCCUAAUCGAUGACAUGAUUUUCAAUAAAUUAUACUAAUUCGUUUCC